Dermacentor silvarum is the source of this 975-nucleotide messenger RNA. RefSeq lists its product as uncharacterized. Lineage: Eukaryota; Metazoa; Arthropoda; Arachnida; Ixodida; Ixodidae. Gene Ontology annotation, molecular function: nickel cation binding. The transcript has 8 exons. Bases 249 to 938 code for a protein of 229 amino acids. The record is from RefSeq and is a predicted model, not a curated record.
CCAUACCGAAACCAACGGCCAAAACUACAAUCGAAACCACUUCGCGGUUAUUGAACUUACGGGUGUUACGUGCGGAUACGGCGGAUACCGCGACCUUGGAUACCGCUCGUAUGUAGUGUGUCCAAUGCGGCAAUGCAUCGUUUUGAACAUAAACUUUCAAUGACCAUAGUCAGUGAGGAUCAUCAUACUUUAUACUAUGAAUAUCGGCUGCUGGAGUAAUCUUUUGUGUACACCUGUCAAGUGUGUAAAUGUCAUCAUCGGCCACGAACUCUCUGCUGAACCUUCUCCAAAUAUCGGACAGCGCGUUUCCAACUGGCAGUUUCGCCCACAGCGCCGGCUUAGAAGUGGCAUACCAGCGUGGGUUUCUGACAACGUCGGAGAAGGUCGAAAAGUUCCUGCUUGCAAGUGUUGAGAAUGUAGGUUCCUUCAGUGUACCAUUCGUGAGAGAAGCAUACAAGCUGUGGACUGACCUUGGAGCCAUCAGAGCUCUGGAUCGCCUCCUGAAUGCCUCGUUGAGCAAUCACAUUGCCAACAGGUCGAGUACGCAACAGGGGCGGUCUCUGAUCCAGACUGCUUGUGCAACGUACAAGGAUACAAAACUCACCGAAAUUCAGAAUUGGAUCUACGAUGGCAAGUUGAUAGGCCACCAGGCUGUGAUGUAUGGCAUUGUGUGCGCAUUUCUGAGUGUUCCCGAAGACCAGGCCAUCCUGUCCUUUCUGUUCAGCUCGCUCCGAACCACAGUAGCUGCUGCAGUACGGCUCGGAGCUAUAGGCACACUUGAGGGCCAGCGGAUGCAGUUCAUGCUGCAGUCGAGGAUACCCGAGGUCAUGGAAAGGCACCAACACAGAACAUCGGAAAGUGCUGCCAAUGUGUAUCCCCUGAUUGACGUGAUGCAGAGUUCGCACGACCAGCUGUUUGCACGCAUGUUCUAUUCCUGACAGGAAAGCACCAUCAUGCGAAGGAUGUGACCAGCAU